AUACUGUGAUGGCUCGAUUGUUUGUUUUUGUGAAAUUUUUAUUAGAAAGUGCUAAGAAAGUGUAGAAUAAGUUAUAUAUUUAUCUCAUGAAACGCAAUAAAUUAAAAAAAUAUAAUAUUACUCGUAUUAAUAAUUAUUCAGUAAAAGAUAACUUCAUACUCGAGUGUAGUUGUUAGCCUUGAAGUAGAUGUCAACUAUAUGAGUCUUGUUUAUUUUACAUUUUAGUAAUAUUAGUCGUAAUUUCACGAUUAUAUGGCUCUGAUGUUUAACUUAUGGUUUGCAAAAAUUUCAAAGAGGCAUGUUUUACCCACGAAUUCGACAGAAAGGUGCAUGUUUAGUAGUUCUAUGUUGGACUUGUUUGGCAGUUCUGUGUGCCGCGUCCACAGGUCCUUGCGACAAGACUCGUAGAGUAUUCACUGAGCCGAGCGGAAUAAUAACCGAUGGCCCCAGCAACUCCAAUUAUACACAAGAUUCUCAUUGCGAAUGGCUCAUUAAGGCUGCCAAUAAAUCUCAAUAUAUCACAUUGAGUUUCAUCCGCAUGGGUACAGAAUGUUCCUAUGACUAUGUAUUUGUAUAUGAUGGAGAUUCGUUUGAUGCUCCGCUACUUGGUAGCUUUAGUGGGAAAACUGAACCUCAAAAUGUUACCGCAUCUAGUGGUUAUAUGUUAAUAUUAUUGUACAGUGAUACAAACUAUGUCCUUGAUGGAUUUCGGGCUACUUAUGCUAUUCAUAACUGUCCAAAUAACUGUACUGGUAGAGGACUAUGUAUACCAAAUAAAUGCUUCUGUGUAGGGACAUGGGGUGGUCCCGAUUGUAGUAUUGAGUUAUGCCCCAAUGGUUGCUCUGGAAAUGGUCAGUGUAAAGGAGAUAAAUGUAUUUGUAAGAAAGGAUAUUCAGGUGAAUCCUGUUCUCUUAAGAACAAUGAUAAAGAUGGCCAUAGUUGGCAUUGGCUUUCAAGGACAGAGAGUGGAAUGACGAAACGGGCAGCUCAUAGCGCAGUAUUUGUGAAUCUCACAAACUCUCUAUACGUGUUUGGAGGAUAUGAUCUUAAUAGGGUCUUAGGAGUAUUAGAAGUGUACAAAUUUUCUACUAGUCAGUGGUAUGAUGAAAACGGAAAAGUUUUACGAAGAUAUCCUACAAAUGAAGAAAUAGAUAAAUCGUUAUUGACCUUAUUUACUAAGGGUAACAUAGACGGCAGCGUGCAAAUAGGAAACCGGAGUUCAUUAUUUAAUUUACUUCUAACAUCAUUCUCUCACAAUGAUAAGACGUCAUUGCCUCUUAUGUACACACACCCGCCCUUACCAUACUCUGAAAGUUAUUUACAGUUUACUGAUAGACCAGAAUUUAUUAGUAAAUUAUCGAAUAGUACUAAACCCGAGCCGAGGUAUGGUCAUUCGGCUUGUGCGUUUGGGAAAGGAUUUAUUUUGUACGGUGGAAAGCUUUCCGAUGGUAGUUUGUCGUCUGAGUUAUGGUACUAUGAUGCUGUUGACAAUGUGUGGACAUUACGAGCAUUGAAUUCUUCGUUUACGCCACCGGGUCUUACACGACAUACAUUAACCGCUGUUAAAGAUGAAUUGUAUUUAUUUGGAGGGAGUACCGUCGAAGGAGAGUUUUCUUCUAGUUUGUACAAAAUAAAGAUGGGCGAAGCUAGUAGUGAGUCAUGGGAAAAAGUACAAGUGCGUGGGGGCAAAGAGUUAGAUGUCCGAGUGGUCGCUCAUACCACGGUAUAUCAUGAGCCAACCAAUUCUAUCAUUAUAUAUGGAGGAGUUGUCGCCAGCGUUGCUAGAUUCUCUAAGCUUUCAGACAGAAUGUUUACUUUUGAUUUGGAUCACAAACAUUGGAGUGAAAUACACUAUCCGCGCGCUCAGUUACGAGAAAUUUAUGUGCCUCGGGAAAGGGCAUUUCAUACUGCAACUGUUAUUGGUAACUAUUUGGUGGUAUUUGGAGGAUAUUCUCAUCGUCACAAUCGAGAGGAGAUUUGUUAUGAUGGUCAGAUGUAUCUGUAUCACCUGGGUUGCCAUGCCUGGAUACCACUAGAAGUUUUGGGAAAGACUCGCAAACAAUAUCCAAAGAAGCAGGGUGUUUUCGCUCAUGCCGCAGCACUCAAGCCUCCAUCCACUUUACUCAUCGCUGGUGGUUAUCACGGGAAUGUUAAUGGUGACCUGUUAGCGUACGUGCUACCAAGUUGGCACGCGGGUAUCACCAAUAAAGAUCCCGAGUCCGCUUGUCCUCGACAUCGGACUUCGCCAGAAUGCCUCGCUGAUCCAGAAUGCGGCUGGUGUUCCGCUGAUGAAAUCUGCUACGGCCGAACAAUAGGUUCGAAUUGUACAACAAAUUUGCAGUCUAUACGCUGUGGGGGUAUUUGUCCCGCCCUCGGGGAUUGUCAGUCUUGUCUCAUUCACGGCCCACCUUUGCGAGCGAAUAGUUCGAGAACACCAUUGUUUUCAGUUAGCACCAAACUGGGGUUGUAUCAGUGCAGUUGGUGCGUUCAAAAUGCAAGAUGUCAUCAUAAAGAUGAUAAUUAUGGUGUGUGCGGGGAAGACACGCCAUCAGAAAACCCAGGCUGGUGGGGUAGCAGCGGAACCGAAGUAACAACUCCCGAGGAAUGCAAAAUUCAGGACAAAAGACCGGGCCUGACAUUUCUAAGAUACCAACAACCCGCGGAUUGGAACCAUCCAGAUUCAGUGGCAGUUGUUAAUGCGACCACUGUUGAUUGGGUGGCAGGGGGAGGCAGCAAUAACAUCAUCGCUGGUACAAGCGAAACCCGUCUUAAAGGUUGGCUGCACAUACCCCAAUACUGGAACGGAACUGGCGAAAGCCUACAUGUUUGUGCUGGCCAUGCGAAUUUAACAGUGAAGCUGGGGGAUAAAAUAGAACACGUGGCAAAUAUCACCGCCUACCCUUUGGCCUGUUCUCCUGUGGAUUGGCCCUUAUUGUUGCCCGGAAGGUUGUUCGUCGACAUGUACGCUAAUGAUUCCCUGCAUACAGGCCUUUACCCGUCUCAUUAUCAUGCCAAAAUGGAGUUGCUUCAUAAUAAAUCUCAAGAGAGUACAAAGGUUUUUACGUUUGAAUUCCUCGAACCUUAUUCUGAAGGGAAAUGCUCAAAUUACGAUAAUUGCCUCCUUUGCCUUUCUGAUGCCGCUUGUGGUUGGUGUGAGUUAACGAAUCGAUGCGAAAUGAGGGACGUGGAUGAAGAAACAACUUGUACCUCUGACAAUGAAUGGAGAUAUCUCACUUUGCAGCCCGCGGCGUGUCCGAACUGUUCCAACUAUAUUAGUUGUGAGCGAUGUGUAUCAGGGAAUUACUGCGAAUGGUGGGCAGACGAAGCCAGAUGUGCCAGACGUGGCAGAGCGAGUGGAGCCAUCGUGGAUGCCUCAGAAUGUCCUGCUCCUUGCCGAAUGCGCCUAGACUGCGAACACUGCCUCGACGAACGGGGUCGCUGCGUUUGGUGCGAAGCCACAAGGCAGUGCUUUAGCUUCAGCGUAUACACGAGCGAAUACCAAUUCGGCCUUUGUCGAGAAUGGCUCGAUCGCGCCUCUUUACCCACAGAUGACGUCACCAAAAAAUCUGGCCAGUGUAAAUCCUGUCAAGCUCACGUGCAAUGCGCCACGUGUCUCCGAAGUAUGGGUUGUGGGUGGUGUCACUCAUUUGAAAAUCCUAUCAACGGCGUUUGUACGGAAGGAGAUUUUACCAGAUCACACGUGGACUGCGCUUCGCUUCUAAACGUCACAACGACGGACGCGGGAUGGGCGUAUGCGCAAUGUCCGGAUGUCGACGAGUGUGGGCUGGGCCUUCACGAUUGUCACGAAAACGCCGUAUGCAAUAACACACAUGGCUCUUACACUUGCAAGUGCAAACAGGGUUAUAUAGGCGACGGUCGGAAGACUUGUCUGAGAACUUGCUACAACACCUGCGUCCACGGUUUUUGCCUCGGUGCACCACAAUAUACGUGUCAAUGUGAUUUAGGGUGGACGGGAGCCGAUUGUUCGAUAAAUUGUGGUUGCCACAAUCAUUCUAUGUGCAAAACUGGUGUCGGACGAUGCGACGAAUGCCAAGAUUGGACGGAGGGUGAAUUCUGUGAGUCUUGUAAACCUGGAAGUCACGGGAACGCCACCACCGGUCAGGGCUGUCGUCGAUGCGAUUGUAACGAUCACGGAGACGAAACACGCGGUAUAUGCGAUGUAACCACCGGUGAAUGUAUUUGCAAAGACAACACGGAAGGACAAAAUUGUGAACAUUGUAAACCCAAAUUUUAUGGAGACCCCAGACAUGGAGGCAGAUGUUAUUACCAAUGUGAGCCCAGAGGCAUGUUAAAAGCCAACGAAACUGAAGGUAUUGGAUCGCACAAAACUGAUCCUGACAUCACAAGCAUCGGGCCGACUAAAGAAUGUCUAUGGAUUAUAUCAGCGGAGGACAUAAAGGAUGCCAUUAUUCAAUUUACAGUCAAUUCCACUACGCUAAAUGUGCCAUGUGACCAAAAUGCAGUAUAUGUAUACGAUGGAUUAGGAGGUGUACCCGAUAUGAGUAAUAACCAACAGAGUCAGUUGCUGGGAGUGUUUUGCAAUGGGGCUUCCUCGGGAGUGGUAGAAGCUCGCAGUGGGAACCUGACCAUACAUUAUAAGCAAAGUCAGAUCGAUCAAGGUUUUGAAGGCGUCUAUAAAGUGUUGGCCUGCGACGGUCAUUGCACGUGGCCUCGAGAUUGUACUAACGGGCAUUGUGCGUGUCGGGAGGGUUUUGGAGGUUUCGACUGUAACAUAGAAAUCUGCCGCAACAAUUGUAGUAGGCAUCUUAAUGGUGGAGUGUGCGAUAUGAACUACGGCCGUUGUCUAUGUAAUGAAGGAUAUGGUGGAGACGACUGCUCCUUAAAACUCGAUAAAAGUCAACUGGUAUUUACGGAGCUGUUCGAUUCGGACUUUUUAUCUGAUGGGCUGGAUCAUUUAAGAAAAACUUUACCACGGUUCGGGCAUAGUUUAGUCGCUGAUAGACGAGGUUUGUGGAUGUUCGGUGGAUAUUCAUUGUCACACGGACCCCUGAACGAUAUAAGGUUCUAUGACACCAAAAACAAUACAUGGAUGCAAGUGACAGUCGAGGCUACACCGGAUGCUAAAAUGCCCGAGGGCCGCUAUUUCCACGCUUCCGAAAUUUAUCAUUCAAAACAGAAUAUCUAUAUUUAUGGGGGAUUAAGUUUGCAAGAAAAGAGUGGACAGAAUAAGACGUUACGAGAUUUUUGGCAUUUUAGUUUGAAAGAUCAGCGAUGGAGUCAUAUCAAAAGUAAAGAAGAUCAGCCCCCACCACUUGCAGGGCACACGUUAACGUUGCAGAAAUAUCAGGAUUAUGAGAGUUUAGUACUUGUUGGUGGGUUUUCUCUUGAACAAGGAUUCAUGCCAGAUAUGUGGGAAUUCGACUUGGAUAAUAAUAAGUGGAUAAAGAUUAACUGUGUUGGUUCCAAACCGGAGGGUAUAAUCGGGCAUAGUACGGUCUACCACGCACCUUCCCAAAGCUUGUACAUAUUUGGAGGAAUUUUGUAUAGCUAUAACGGAACUAUGAUUUCGAAUAAGCUUUUCUCAUUCCACUAUCCCACUAAGACAUGGAGUGAGUUACCAACAUUUCCAGGACUUAAUGUUUUUGAGAAUCUACCUCGGCCUACGUUUUUGCAUUCGGCCGUUACGACAAAUGAUUAUAUGAUUGUUUUUGGAGGCAGAACAAUACCGGACAAAAGAUCAAAUUCACUUAUCGCAUAUGUGUACAGUUGUAACCAGUGGGUGAAACUCUCCAAAGGUCCCUCAGUGUUAGACCACCCUCCGCCCAGAACAAUAGCUCAUGCGAUGGCAAUUGACUUGGAAGAAAACGAUUGGAACGUGUACAUUGUUGGGGGAUGGACAGGCAGUGCCAACUGUCAGGUGACCCGCAUCACUCUACCCGAGGAUCUGUGUUCCUUAUGGAGUUCCAGCAAAAUUGAGUGCAGAAGUCACAUGGGUUGUAGUUUUUGCAGUACCGGGGAGUAUACAAAGUGCUAUUCUGUGGACAAACCAGGUUGCGAAGGGAGUGAUAGAGUCUCAACGAACGCCGGAGCUGCCUGUGACCAAGAAUUGGUGGCUAGAAGACCAUGUGAGAACUUCACUACUUGUACCACUUGUUUGGCUGCCUGGCCUUUGUAUCCUGAGGAAAAACCGGCUUGUCGCUGGUGUGAAACCUGUGCUGCCGGUGUAGGAGAAUGUGUACCUACGGACGAAUCAUGCACAAGUAUGAAAUGUAACGCCGGAACUACGUAUAUCAGUGAAGUUGAUCAGUGCCCAGAAUUAAGAUGUGUAGCAUCAGAUUGCGAAAAAUGUGUUUCUAAUGUAUGCUCAUGGACAAGACUAGCAAAUAGAGAAGGUCAACUAACAAGAAUCACGACCGACCCAACCGAUCUUUACAACUGGACGUGCAUACAAAACGAAGAGCAGGGCCGCACUACCAUUCGUGUUGCGUCUUCAAAACUUGGCUUCUCAUACUUUGGCUCAAACAGAGAGGAAUGUCCCAGUCGAUGCCAUUUGUACGACGAUUGUCAAUCCUGUCUAAGUUCCGAUGGGGCCGAAGGUGGAUUCUCAGAGUGUCACUGGGCGACAUAUUUGGGCACUUGUAUUUCACCAGCUUACCAGCCUUUGUAUUGUGCGGGAGGGGUUUGUGGGCUAGUUCUGACAAAGGCCGAUAAAAGCAAAUGUCCAGCGCCGUGUGGGACAUUCGACCAGUGUUCAGAAUGUUUGCAUCAUUCUCAUUGCGGUUGGUGUGCGGUGGAAGGUGCGAACGGCGAAGGCGUUUGUACCGAAGGAUCCAUCGAAUCGCCCUUGGACUAUUCAACUAGAACGACGUGUGCGGCCGUGUAUGCCAAUGCCCAUGAAAGUAAUAGCACAAAUGAUACAUUUUCCUGGCACUAUACAAGAUGUCCGCCCGAGAAUGAGUGUGAGAAUAAUCAUCAUCAGUGUAAAGCCGAUUCUGAGGUGUGUCGUGACCUUCCAACGGGCUACGAGUGUCUGUGUGGCGAAGGUCACAAGCGCGUUGGUGGCGUGUGUGCGGCCGUCUGUUCGCAAGGAUGUGUGCGUGGAGUGUGCGUACAGCCCGAUGUUUGUAGAUGUGACUUUGGCUAUGUGGGCGCCAAUUGUACUAUACAAUGCCAGUGCAAUGGUCACUCGCAUUGUGAAGGCCCGGAUAAACUGGAUAAGUGUAUCGAGUGUUAUAAUAAUACAAUGGGCAGCCAAUGUGAGAAAUGUAAGCCAAAUUUCGUAGGCGAUCCCACAGAUAACGGCCAGUGUAUUCCUUGUUCUGUGUUCUGCCAUGGACAUACAACGGUCUGUUCGAAUGAUGGAGAUCUGUUAACCCGUGACGUAAGCUCGGACCUGGAGGAUUACUAUAGAGAUACCAAAGCGAGAUGUGUUCGAUGUGCUAAUAAUACGGACGGACCGAGGUGUGAGAGGUGUAUAGAAGGUUACUUUAGAGGUUCUGAGGACUUUAGAGAUGCGUGUCGACCUUGCGAAUGCCAUGGCCACGGAGACACCUGUGACCCAGUGACUGGUGAGAAAUGCAAUUGUGGAAAUAACACAGAGAGCGAUGCGUCUUGUCAAACUUCAAGCUCCAGUAAAAACUCUGCGCAGGAGUGUUGGAGGUACCAAUGCGUCAAAUGUAAGGACCUUUAUAUGGGAGACCCGAGGAAUGGACAUCAGUGCUACAAAACCAUUAAUAUUGAAAAUAAGAUAUGCUUUGAUGGAAAGUCGAUUGAUGAAUGCAAAAUCAAGCCACGUCCCUUAUACCCAGGACAAACUGUAUUCGUCGCAGUUAACCCCCGAUAUAUGAAUGUCGAUAUACGCGUCAUCGUUGACGUCACUCAAGGAUCUGUGGACCUUUAUAUGAGCCCUAACGACAGCUCCUACGUGGUCUCAGUUAAUUCAUCGACCGGCCAACACGCAGUGGAGUUAGAUCCGAGCUAUUACAAGCACGAGCCAUUUCGAAAAAUGCCAUCUUUCGACGACCACAUACCAAAAAAGAAUAGAGUCACGUGGUACUAUGAUAAAAUCGAAUACGCCCUAGCUGAUUAUACGGCGAAGGAUUUGGCAACAUUCGUGACGGUUGACAAGAGGAAUGUGCUAUUGCGAGUGAGGAACCUCCGAAACCGACUUGUGUUGACCCUCCCACAAAAUGUUCACGAUUUGACCCAUACGAAGUUCUAUAUAAUAAUUAGGGCGAGGAAUACUGAAGAGGGCUCGGCGACGUUCGGUAUCGCAUUUUUCCGUCAGGAUCAGCUCCAUAUUGAUUUGUUUGUGUUCUUCUCGGUGUUUUUCUCGUGUUUCUUCUUGUUUUUGGCUGCGUGCGUUGUCGCGUGGAAAGCGAAGCAAGCCGCCGACGUUCGCAGAGCGCGAAGACGGCAUGUUGUUGAGAUGCUACAUAUGGCAAAACGCCCUUUUGCGGGAGUUGUAGUGUUAGUAUCGGGUGGUGGGAGGAGACGCGGGGAAGUCCAACCUGUUGCUAUUGAACCGACAGCUGAUGGUAGAGCAGCUGUCACAUCCGUACUUGUAAGGCUACCGGGCGGGUCCCGAGCCCCAGUACGCUUGGCUUUGGCGUCCGCGCUCGUACUUGUAACGCGCGCGCCCGCACCACGCCAACGCCCACGACGGCCGCUCACAUAAUCAGUUUCAACUUCGGAGCACAGAACAUCUACUUCCCUUUUAACUUCAAACUGCAAAAUAUUUAUUUAUGAAAACAGCUAAAAAAACAUUUGGGAACUUAUCAGUUCGUAACAAAAUAAGAUGUACCUCUAUGUUUCUUGUGGUCCAGACCAUCAUUCCGUUACCAAAUCGCCAUAUCAACCCACAAAGUUCUUGACGGGCUUAUAAAUCUUUGUGCUUUGCUGUAUAAAUUAUUUUGGUGUUUAGAAAAUUUUUAAAUUGUUUGUUGUUUAUAUUUAGACAAAUCGCUGGAAUUUAUGUACAAUUUUGAAACUUUUUAAUUAGGUGUGCUGCUAAUAAAGGUAAGUAUACAACAGUUUACUUUAGGGAUACCGAAAUCGUACACUGAUUGAUUUUUUAUGUCUCAUAGUGUAACUAUUAUUUAAAUAAUAUAUGUAUACAAAAUUAUCAUAUCAACAAAUCCCAUGAAAAGAGCCAAAGGAAUCAAAUAAUUGCGCGAUAGGGUUGUGAAUAGCCAAUAGUAGCCAAUACUGUUGAGUUGUUUAUUUCGAAAUUUUAUUAUGCCAUGUUGGAAUACAUUAUUAUUAUCUUAUGGCUUGUUAUUACUACAUACAUAUAUAUUUAGAAACUAAAUAAUUUUAAAUAUUUGUAGGUGUGUUAUUUUAUGAUUUUAGUGAAUCUCUUUGGUGUAUAUUUCUAGAUGCAGUGGUUUUCUUUCUAAAUAUGAGAAAAUAUUGUUAAGCUUCUAUCCCAAACAAGCAGUACAUAUUUAUGUGUCUAUUUAGAUCAUUCAUCACUUAAUAAUAAGGUACUUUGUUUGGUUAAACUAUCUUGGAAUGGAAUUUAUUAGUGAGCACAUUUUAUUGCUUUGAAAUUCUAAUUCUCUAAACCUGAACAUAUUUUAAUAAAUGGAAUGAUGACCACUUACAUAAAAUUUGUUAAAUUAAGUUCUUCAAUAAUAUUUUAGUUUAGCCAGUAAUCAUUGAGCACAUAAUGUUUUAAUUUAAAAAGAAUAUAUUUGAUUGUAUGUUAUAACACUAAUAUUUUUUCAAAAGCUUCUAAAGCAUAAAGAAAUUUAAUAUUCUCAGCAGCAUAACAUGGGAAACAGUAUUGAAUAUAUGAAAUUUAAAUUGCUCAGAAUGUAAUUGGCAGUAUUGAAUAAAUGAAUUAAGAAUAAAUUAGAUUAAAUCAGAUAUUUUUAAGAGAAAUAAAACUAUUAGAUGUAAAGUAAGAGAGUACUGAUAUUAUUUGUAGUAAGCUGUUUGUGAUCAGAAUUAUGAAUACCUAAUGGUACCUUCAAGUCCAUGAAACAUUCCAAUUGUAUAUAAAAAAAACUUUACAUUUCUUAUACAAAUUAACCUAAUUGGCAGGCAAAUAAAGCUUUAAGUCUUAUAUAUUAUAUAAGAAAUCUAUUUGCUCAUUUCUAUUGUGUUUUACAAGUAUUUCAAAGGCUGCUUCUCUUAUUAAUGAUAUUUUUAUUUUAUAUGAUGAGUAAGUUUUUAUUUAUUUGCCGUUCUUGAGUUGUUUUAUGUACAAAAUGAUAUUAUUUGUGUUUUUAGAUUUUACACUUCAAGUACAAUAAUUUAAAGAUCUUUUAUAUUUGUUUAUAUUAGCUACAUAUUUUAGAUCUGAAUGUAAACAUUGUUUUUGCAUGAAAUGUGACUUUUAAGAUCUACUCAAAUAAUACUUGCUCAAAUGUAAUCAAUCAAUUUAUUUUCAUAUUUUUUUUUAUGAAAGCUGAUUUUUGUACAGGAGCAGUGCAAUAUGAAUUAGGUGAAAUCUUUUAAUGGAGUUAAGUAAAGUACCUUCAAUAUGAUUUCAUACAUUAUUAGUUCAUCAAUAGAAUUAUCCACAUUUAUGGUACUUUUCUUACAAUCCAUUCCAAAGGUUCCAUUAAGAAAAAUGUAAAUACAUGUAUUAAGAAUAUUUGCCAUAAAAUAUUUAGUCGGAAUAUUAACCUUUCUCAAUAACAUGUCCAUGACAACAGCAGUCGUGACAUUCAGGUAAAUAUGAUAUAUUAGCAGUAUUAAAUAUGUAAGCAAUAUGUAUUUUUGGUUAAAAUGUUUAUAAAUAAAAUAUACUGUUGGUU
Pieris rapae (cabbage white) is the source of this 10748-nucleotide messenger RNA. It is a transcript of the gene Megf8, whose product is annotated as multiple epidermal growth factor-like domains protein 8. Gene Ontology annotation, molecular function: protein binding; calcium ion binding. The transcript has 22 exons. Gene Ontology annotation, cellular component: Golgi apparatus. The record is from RefSeq and is a predicted model, not a curated record. Lineage: Eukaryota; Metazoa; Arthropoda; Insecta; Lepidoptera; Pieridae. The coding region runs from base 299 to 8659 and encodes 2786 amino acids.